This is a messenger RNA of Chrysoperla carnea, 2211 nucleotides long. RefSeq lists its product as uncharacterized. Gene Ontology annotation, biological process: regulation of muscle contraction; regulation of potassium ion transport. NCBI's taxonomy places the organism in Eukaryota, Metazoa, Arthropoda, Insecta, Neuroptera, Chrysopidae. The transcript is spliced from 5 exons. The record is from RefSeq and is a predicted model, not a curated record. Bases 52 to 2211 code for a protein of 719 amino acids. Gene Ontology annotation, molecular function: potassium channel regulator activity. Gene Ontology annotation, cellular component: striated muscle dense body; plasma membrane.
UAUAACAAAACAAACAAACAAAAAUUACACAACACAAAAAGUACACACACUAUGGGUAGUCUACCUAAUUUACAUGAAUUAUCACGUGAUAGUGAUUCUGAUGAUAGUCCAGAAUUUCGGCAUACAGCACCAAUAACUGGAGCACAUCAAGUGAUUGUAAACGAUGAACGUUUAAAAUUUGUAACACGUCAAUUGAGUAAUCAAGUUAUGAAAGUACAACAGCCUGGUUCAUUAUCACAUGUGAAUCAGCAUUCAACGGCUAUUAAACAUAUACAUCGUGGAUUAGGCAGAACGAGAAGUAACGGGAAUCAUAAUCAUUUAUAUGAUGGGAAUUUAUUGAUGGAGCAAUGUACAGCAUAUUCACCAAUGAUGACCCGAUCAACAAGAACAUUAUCCCACCAUCAAACACAAAUCAAUAGUAUACAAUCGGGUCGUCGGCGUGAAUCAAUGAGCAGUUCAAUUGGUGCAACAAGUGUACGACGAUUAAUUGGUGUUGUGCGUAAUCCAAACAGUCGUUUAGGCCCGGUUUACAGUCGACAAAUAUUAAUAAAAAAUUUACUAACACUAUGUACAACACAUUUAUUAAUAAGUGCAUCAUAUUUGCCUUUAUUAGCAUUACAAAGUUCAAUAUCAGCAUGGCAUUGGCCAUUAAAACAUAGUUUUAUAACAAAUUUAGAUUUAGGUUCAAUAUUAUUAGCAAUCCUAUACAUAUUUGCUGCAUUCUCAGCAUUAAUUUCCCCAUUAAUAGUGCAAAAAUGUGGUACAAGUAUGAUAUUCAUUUUAGGUUAUGUCAUAUUUAUUAUAUUUUUCGCUGUACAUUUUUUCCCAAUUGUCUAUGUACUAUUUCCCGCUUAUGUAUUGUUAGGUUUAAUAUUAGGUCCAAUAUCAUUAAGUCGUGUUACAUUUGUUAUGACUCUAUCGUCAAAAAUGAGUUAUAUAGCAACGGAAGAUGAAGAGUUGGAUGAACAUAAACAUAUGGAUUCGAGGCGGACAUGUUUGAUACGACGUGUUGCGCGUGCUUUGCAAGGGGCUCAAGAUAUUGGUCUAAUUAUUGGUUCAAUUAUUACAGCAAUUUUAAUAUCAUAUACAUUUCAAAAUGAUAAUAUGAUGUUGCUCAAUAGUACGAAUUCCUCGUUACCCACAAUGAUGAAUUCUACGAUCUCGACUUCUUAUAAACAAUCAAAUUUAACAUAUUUGGAGAACAUAACCUCAUCAUGUGAUAUUAGUUGUCAAAAUAAUAAUAAUAUAAGUAAUAAUAAUAAUUUAGUUAAUACGUCAUCAAUGAAUAACAAAAUGGUGGACUUAAAUGAUGCACCUAUGGUGUACUAUUAUGCGUCAUACGAUGAUUUAUUUGAUUUGGAUGAUAGUGGCGCAAGGAUUUGUGGUUCGAAAUCAUGUCCCAUAACUUUAUACUUUAAUUUUAAUAUUUCGGAACGUGGUAUAAUUGAUAGUUUUAUUUAUAUUCUACCAUUGAAGACGUCAGCCAUUUUGAUUUCGAUUUAUUUGACAUUUACAAUAAUCUCAUUCGUAUUGGCAUGUGUUGGAUUGGAUAAAAUACAAUUAUACAUACAUCAAGAUCCUUUAGAAAGAUCGUUGACACUGGCUGCACUUAGAGCAAUGAAAGAGACGUUCAAAGAUUCGAAAUUGCAGCUGUCUGCAACUUUAGCGGUGUUUAUUGGAUUGGAACAAGGAUUUAUGUAUGCGGAUUUUAGUAAGUCGUACGUGAUGUGUUCGUUAGGUAUCUACAACAUAAAUUUGGUAUUCCUAAGUAUGGGCUUACUUCAAUCAUUGGCUGCGUUCACCUUAAGUAUGCUACUGCGAACAAUUCAACGCUACAUUGUAAUAGCGGUUGGAACAGCUUUUCAAUCUUUGCUCAUAAUGGUGUUAUUAUUGUGGAAACCAUCUGGAGACGAUCCUGCUUUGUUUUAUGUAAUCUCUGCAUCAUGGGGUGUAUGUAAUGCAAUUUGGGAAAUGUUAAAUUUCACAUUAUUAACAAAACAUUAUUCAGAAAAUUGGGAGCCAGCAUUUGCAAAUUCAAUAUUUUUUCGUUUUUUGGGUUUAGCAUUAGCAUUUGGUGUACAUGGUCUAUUAUGUAAUUGGAUAAAAUUAUAUUUAUUAGCAUUAGUAUUAUUUAUUGCGAUUGUACCAUAUACAUUCUUAGAAAUACGAUUAGAAAAUACAAAAAAAUUAAAAAGUAUCAGUCGUUUAUGA